AUGGACAUAAAGGAUAUAGAAUUUUUCGAAUAUGUAAAUAAUUUAAAGAAUGUAGAAUUGCUGGAUAUGUUUUCUACCAAAUGGUUUGAAUAUCAUAAAAAUGUAGUUUUUAUUAAUGUAUACUUACAUAAUAAUAAUGAAUUAAUAGAUGUUGUCGGUGAUGAUAGGAUGAGCCAUAUUUUGAAAAAGUUUGAAGUAUUACUCAGAGAAUUAAUUACUACUUAUUUUAUACGGUUCCUAAAUUUCGAAGAACAAAUUAAAAAAAAUAAUAAAAAAAUGCUGAAAAUGAAUGAAUUAAAAAAUAAUAAUAUAGAUAAAGAAAAUUCCCAUAACCAUAUUUAUGAUUACAUAUCACUUUAUCAUGAAAUGGCUGUUUUAAACACCUUUGAGUUAAUUUUACUUUCUGACCAUAUAUAUGAACAAAUAGACUCAUAUAUAAUUAAUCUCUUUGCAUAUAUUUACUCUAAUUUAGUAUCAUUCCUUAAGACGAGCUCUGAUGAUUAUUUUGUCAAACCAAUCACAGAAUUACCCAUAUCUGAAAUAUUAAAGGAGGAAAACGAUAAAACACAUAAUAUCGAUAGACUGAAAAUAUACAUAAAUGUAAUCAGCACAUUACGAAACAUUAUUGAUAGAAUCCAUUUAUUAAACAACACUGUUGUUAAUAAAAUUGUGGAUUAUGACAUUUUGCUAAUAUUAAUUCCCCUUAUUGAGAAAAAACCUUGGAAGCAUGAUGAUUAUAUUUUUGAGCAAAAUGAGUGGAUAAAGAAUGAGGAUAACGAAUUAGCAACUGUUGAAAAACAAUUGUGGAUUAUUUUGUAUACAUUAAUACUUAAUAGGAUUUGUCAAGAAAAGUAUGAAAUGACCAAUUAUAGAAGGAAUAACAUUUUGAAGCUCAGGAAAUAUAUGAACGAACACUUAUAUGAACAGCUACCUCCCAUGAAAACUCUCCAUACAUAUAUAGAGCAUUUAUAUAUAUCAAAAAGUGUUUUUCCUGAAAAUAAAAAUUCCUACCUAAUCAUUGAUGUGGUUCCAGAAAUAUUUGAUGAAAUAAAAAAUGAUAUACUAAAAAAUAAAAAACAAGUAUUAUCCAUGUUAAAUAAUAUUACAAUCUCAAAAGAAGUGUUAGGAAGUAUUUCAGAGGUUUAUCUUUCUGUCUAUGAAUUUGAUCACCAAAAUAAAAAGUCAAAAAAAAAGGUGAAAGAAAAUAAUUCUGUUAAUACAAAUAAAGAUGAGAAAGAAAAGGCUGGCGAUAAUCAGUACACUUGCAACAAUUGCAAAGAAAUGGCUGAACUACAAUGCUCACAAUGCAAACAAGCAUACUAUUGCUCGAAAGAAUGUCAAAUGAAAGACUGGUUUAGCCAUAGAGAAGUCUGCUCAAGCUAUACAUGA
This is a messenger RNA of Plasmodium vinckei vinckei, 1389 nucleotides long. RefSeq names its product MYND finger protein, putative. Lineage: Eukaryota; Apicomplexa; Aconoidasida; Haemosporida; Plasmodiidae. Gene Ontology annotation, cellular component: cytoplasm. The coding region runs from base 1 to 1389 and encodes 462 amino acids. The record is from RefSeq and is a predicted model, not a curated record. The transcript is spliced from 16 exons.